This is a messenger RNA of Prorocentrum cordatum, 1149 nucleotides long. NCBI's taxonomy places the organism in Eukaryota, Dinophyceae, Prorocentrales, Prorocentraceae. The record is from the annotation of a GenBank genome assembly.
AUGGCCAUGCGGUCCGUGUCCAUGAAGAGGGUGAAGAAUGGCCCACUUGUCCGCAAGCCGAAGAACGUCCCAUACGCACGCCACGGGUCUUCGUCAGCCAGGUCACGUCUCGACCGAGAAGUAUGGUCACGGCGCUUGAAGGAUUUCGUGAACAUGACGACCAAACAGGUGAUUGACAACUUGAAGAAGGACAAGAUACUUCCUGAGUGGAAGGGCGCGAAGUGCCCCUACUGCAACCUCGGCAAGCUUGGCCCCUCGAAGAACUGCGGCAAAAAGUCGGGGGGGGGGGAACGCUUGGCGGACCAGGCGGCCGUGUUGUUCUGCGCCGUGGCCCAGUGCUCGCAGGCGUCCGCUCGCCUCCUGCUGAAGAACAACCACAAGGUGGCAGAGGGCAUCUACUCCGCGCUGCAUGCAGCCCGCGCUAAGUACGCGAACGCCCGCGAGAAGCACAUCGUCUUCGGCAAGGACCAGGGCGGCAACGAGCUCGAGCGGGCGGACGUGGGGGCGGACGAGGUCGACGUGGCGAAGGGGGAGGACCCGAACGCACGUCCCCGCUCGCAGAAGCCCAUCAUCUGGGAGCAGCGGGGCGGCAUAGUUCAUCGCGGAAACCCCAGGUCCUUGGUCCUCCUCAAGCUGAAGCCAGAGAAGGCCAAGCGCAGGGCGCCUGGCCCUGGUCCGAUACGGAAGAGGGACUGGGCACCCAAGGCGCCCAGGUGGCUGAAGCAUCGCCGCGUCGUCCUCCACGCGGACGGGGCGAGGUCGCGCAAGUUGAAGACCGACGGCGUCCUGCGCGAUUGGGCGGUGCACAAGAAGAAGAGGGUGAAGCUCGGUAGGACAUGGGCGCGGGUGAAGCCCGCCUUUACAAAGGUUCGCUACCACAACGUGCCAGACAAGAGCAAGCCUCGCGGGACGCAGCGCUUGUGGGUGAAGCGCGGCACCCGGCUGAUCAACCGCGCGCGGGGCGAGUUGCGCAGGGCGGUCGGCAAGGGCAAGGCGAAGGAGGUGAACUCCAUCAGUCUUCGCAACAAGGUAAGCAAGGGGCGUCGCUUUCACGUGCUCUCUGGCCCAUGCAAGGUGCGGUCAUCCCAGUGGGCGCACUGGCACCGCGGCUGCGACUUGUGGCUCGCCACUGGCCAGAUGCUCCGCGAG